This is a messenger RNA of Funneliformis geosporum, 1287 nucleotides long. The record is from the annotation of a GenBank genome assembly. NCBI's taxonomy places the organism in Eukaryota, Fungi, Glomeromycota, Glomeromycetes, Glomerales, Glomeraceae.
AUGAUUCCAGUCAAGAAACGAAUGAAUCGAUUUAAAUCAAAUAAUAAUGAUCCCUCAAAAAAUCCUCCUCGAGCGAAUUCAUUUCCUAUAAGUUACUAUUUUCCUCUGAUUACCGUAGUUACUGACAAUGUAGUAUCAACAUUACAAUUUUCAUUCGCAAUAACACAGGCAUUAUUCUUUACAAUAAUAUCAACUAUAUGUACUUUAUUCCAUGUGAUCAUAAUAAAUUACGAUCAUUAUUAUGCGUUAACACAUAACUUCAUUUAUUCCACUCUUUUAUUUAAGAAGAAGGGUAAACGUGUCAAUUUUCGCUUAUCACAUGAUGAAUAUAUCCUUCCUUCUUUUCCAAAUUCAAGGAAUGUUGAAAUGGAGGAGGACGUGAUUGAGAACGAAACAAAACGAUCAGAGGAGAAGAUGGAAAGUGUUAAUAAUAAUAAGCAAUUAAGGGCCGAUUCUCAUUCUACUACUGCGGUUGCGCAACAAUGGGAUCUUACCAUUGAUACUUCAAGAAAAAUAUCAAAAUCAUACAGCGAGGAAUAUUAUACUAUCAACAUUUUAAAACAUCAUUCUGCUUCGAUCAUUAAGAACAAUAAUGUUGAACAACAACGUUAUGGGUCUUUAUCAACCUCAACAACGAUUUCACAUUCUUUGUAUGAUGUUAAUUUAACAUUUAAUAAUUCGAAAGUUGACACUCGUUCACAUGAAAUAUCGGAACACAAUACGACGACUGACGAUAAUCCUCAACUAGUGGCACGUGAUACUACCUCUCCAUCAAGUACGAAGGGAAUGCGGCGACAUACUUGGAUGACAUUUAUUCAAAAAAAUGACAUUCAAAGUUCUUCAACCUCAAAACGAAAUAGUUUAGGAAUUUGGGAAAAGGUUAAGGGAAAUAUUAAUGGGUCAUCGAGAAAAAAUAAUGAUAUGAAUAGCAAUAUCUCAACAAUUAUUAAGCAGGAAAGAUCAAAAUCGAAAUUAAAAAAGCAUAAAGGAUGGGAUCCUUCUCCAAUAAAUUUUUUUUUCCAUUCAAAACAUCCCUCUCCUAAUAAUUUCGAUAAUAUUACAACUUCACCUAUACCUAGUUUAACUCAUUCCGCUUCGAAUUCAACUUCUAUUUCCCCCACCUCCACACUUGUUAACGUAUCAAUUAACGAUAAUGUUUUAAAUAAUAAUAUUAAAGUUCGGAUAAAGAAAAGAAAUUCUUUACAAGGUUUUCUUAAGGAAUUCACUAAUAGAAGGAAAAUAUGUUUACCGAAUGGUGAUGAUAAAAAUUCGAAAAAGAAAUAUUAA